Molecule: messenger RNA, 1154 nt
Organism: Symbiodinium necroappetens
Lineage: Eukaryota; Dinophyceae; Suessiales; Symbiodiniaceae
Source: the annotation of a GenBank genome assembly
GUGUGGCAUAUUCGCAGGAUGUGGCAACCUUGAUUGCACCUUUGGGCCUCCCUGUGGUGCUAGAGGCCGCUUUAUCUCAUCCAAGCGACUCCAAGUUGCAGGGCUUGAUGUGCGAGGCUUUUGCACGGCUUGCACAGGGUGGUGGCGAGGCUGCUAUGGUAAAAUGCAUUGUGGCUUCUCUCGAGACCCCAGAUGUUGCACUGUCCAUGCUUUGCGACGCAUUGCAGAGGCUGUGUGAGAAUGCGAUCUGUCAGCCACGUCAAGUCGUCGAUGAGCUCCUUCAUCUCUGCGACAGUGAUCCCUCCAACCUGGAGUUGCAGCGGCAGGUGUCCUUGUGCCUGCACAGGCUGCUGGCUGCUGGGGUCGUGUCUGAGGCAUGUGUGCGAGGCAGAGGCACUUUGCUGAACUCGCAGUGGGCUCACCUGCUGGAACGCUUCCUUGGCGCCGAAGAUGAGGAGGCCAAGUUGGACGGCACUUUUCACAGCAAGGUCCAGGAGUUGUUUCACCAGGAGGUGGCUUUGCACUUCGAGUACGAGGCUGCAGAGCGCUGCCUGCAUUACCUUCGAAGAAGGACGCAGCCGUCCUUGGUUUUCUUGGAAGUGAUCCGGUGUUUGGCAGAAAACCUGGAGGACUAUCAAAGCCGUUCAGAGGCUCGCGAGCUUGCUUGGGACGCUGGUCGACAGAUGCUGGUUCCUUUGGAUCCUCACCUGCGCCUAAGACUACAGAACGAGGUUCUUGAGGCUAUGCAGCUUCGGCUGCCGCAAGCCCUUUGUUCUGCGGCUUUGGCAGCCGCAGACUGGCCCAAGAGCGAGGAAAGUUUGGUGAAGAAGACGGCUCACCUUCUCAACGAGUGCAGCAAGCUGCUGGAAAGGAAAACCCAGGUGACACAGGAUCACCAUGAGCGAGCUGCCGAGCUGCGGCGGGAAGUGAUGUUGUUCGAGGCAGUGGAGUACUUGGAACUGAAUGCCGCAGAGGCCACCCCAACUCAGGUGUCUUCUGCAUUGCAUAUGCUUGAAGUCGCAACCGCCGUGGCUCCGGUCGGGCCCAUGGCUGAAGUGCGCUUCGCCAGAGACGGAGCUUGUGCAGGCCGAUGCUUUGGAACGCCUGCGGUAUCGCCUUGGGAGGCUAACUGCGAAGGUUUCGCCCAAGGCUGA